Molecule: messenger RNA, 1178 nt
Organism: Cygnus atratus (black swan)
Lineage: Eukaryota; Metazoa; Chordata; Aves; Anseriformes; Anatidae
Product: serine protease 55
Biological process (GO): proteolysis
Molecular function (GO): serine-type endopeptidase activity
Source: RefSeq, a predicted model, not a curated record
AUGAAUUGUGUGAGGUCACAUCCCGGUUGCCCCUGGCAGAGGAUGUGUCUACAGAAGGAUAACUGCCCUCAACAUGUCCAAGAGCUUUGGUCCCAGUGUGGGAUGAAAAUGCUGCUCCUUACCUUCUGGAUUUUAACUUCUCUAAUCAGCAGCAUCCAUGCAGGCGUUUCUUCCCCAGUUUUUAUGUUCAGCAGUGAAUGGAAGAGUGAACCUGUUGGUAGCUUCAGAGGUGGACAGCAGAGUGAAACUGGUAGCCCUUCUGGAUACACACACAUCGAGUGUGGCCUUCGACCAUCUUAUGAGUCCUUUCUGGAGACUGGCAAGAGGAUCAGAGGGGGGAGAUACGCCAAGGCUGGGGAGUUCCCGUGGCAAGUGAGCAUCCAGAGCAACGGGAAACAUAUCUGCGGGGGCACCAUGAUCAGCGCGCUGUGGAUUUUAACUGCGGCCCAUUGCUUUGCAGAUGAGGUGCCACCAGAUCUCACUGUUGUAGUAGGGGGAAUCGACCUUGACCUCCCUCUGGAAGAACAUAAGCCAGACAGCUUGGUUAUCCAUGAAAACUUUGACAGAACAAGCAUGAAACAUGACAUUGCCCUGAUCAUGCUCAGCUCUCCCAUCGAGUUCAGCAAUGAGAAAAUCCCCAUCUGUUUGCCCUUCAUGUAUGACAUUGAUACAUGGCAACACUGCUGGAUUGCUGGAUGGGGAACCACAGCUGAGGUGUCAGCAUCCCACGUGCUGCAGAAAGCACGGAUGAAGCUCAUCAGCAGGGAGCAGUGCUUGGAGCACAUCCCGCAGCUACCAGAGAACAUGCUGUGUGCUGAGCUGCAGGGAGGAGAAAGAGGCACCUGCCAGGUGGACAGUGGGGGACCUCUGGUUUGCAGCUACUGGAACACCAUGAAGUGGUUUCAGGUCGGCAUCAUCAGCUGGGAAGAAGAUUGCACAGAAAAGCCAAGCCACGAGAUCUACACUUCUGUUUACAACUACUAUGGCUGGAUCAGGACUGAGACAGCUCUGGACCAAACUAAGACCGUCUUCAAGAACCACAGCAUCUGCUCAGGUGGUAUGUCAAGCUGGUGGGACAUGACUACAUGUCAAAUUCAUCCAUACACUAGAAAAAGGGCAAGAAAGCUGUUGGCCAGUGUUGGAAACUUUAGCUUCACGUAACUAGUCAUUCUUAUUUA